This is a messenger RNA of Fusarium sp. VM40, 429 nucleotides long. The record is from the annotation of a GenBank genome assembly. NCBI's taxonomy places the organism in Eukaryota, Fungi, Ascomycota, Sordariomycetes, Hypocreales, Nectriaceae.
AUGAAGCUCUCUCUCCCAACUAUGAUCUUUUCCCUCUCCCUCCUCGGCACGGUCGAUGCGUCCCGCAUUGAGAUUGAUGUCACGACUGGCCCUGGAAUCCUAGACGUAUUUUCGUCUGCGUACUAUGACGACAAGGGAAAGUUUUAUUCCCUUGGUGCCUUUAGGGAUGGAUGCAAAAAGACACAAUAUGAUUGGAUUAAGCAGAUGUGUAUUGAUGGUACCAAGAACCGGGCGCACGUCACCUACUCGGGUGGAUCGAGGAACUGCUACAAGCGGACGAAAAACACCUCCGAGAUUUGUGGUGGAUCUGAAGGUUGCUGGGGCGGUGUUUGCAACAGGUGCUGGCAUUACGUUUACACCCAGACGGCUUGCACUUGGAAACGUGACGAUGACACCGAAACACCCACUGGUGAGCAGUGGUCUGCCUGA